AAAACCCUAGAGCACAAACCCUAAAUCCUCGUCGGGGCCGCUGGACUGCCCCGAGUUUGCAGGUUCCGAAACCAUGGAAACGCUCGAGGCGUAGGCUCCGUCGUUGGAGGAAGCGAAUCGGACGAUGAUGUAUUUGACCUUUUUCUGAAUUGUUGCUUGUAUCAGAGUUGGGUUCAGCCGCCGAAACGGUUCAGAAACGAUUCCACUAUGUUGGGCUGGGCAUUUUUAAUCCGACCCAUGAACCCAUGUACUAUGGCGGGAAUUCUUGGCGCCAUUACCGCGAAAACCCCAUCCCACGCGGGUGUUGUUAUAUAUAGACCCGCUCUCUCCUUUUUCAAAACCUCAAAUGGUCAAAUUUUCUGUAACUACUCAUCUCGUAACCCUUCUCUCAAUCGUUUGCUAAGAAUGGCCCAGCACGAUCCACAGUGUAGAAGCCCUGAAAUCGAAGAGCCGGCACCGAAAAUUCAGAAGCUUCACCAAAAUGGCGUUUCUCAAGACUCCCAAUGCCCCCUCUCUCUUCUGAGAGUGAAGAAGCUUUCAGAAAGGGCUGUUUUGCCUUCAAGGGCUUCUCCUCUCUCCGCUGGUUACGAUCUCUCCAGUGCAACGGAGACCAAGGUACCGGCAAGAGGAAAAGCUCUGGUUCCAACAGAUUUAAGCAUUGGAAUACCGGAAGGAACAUAUGCCCGCAUUGCUCCGCGGUCGGGUCUAGCAUGGAAACACUCCAUUGAUGUUGGGGCCGGUGUGAUUGAUGCCGACUACAGAGGACCUGUUGGGGUCAUCUUAUUCAAUCACUCAGACGUUGAUUUUGAAGUGAAAGUUGGUGAUAGAAUUGCUCAACUGAUAAUCGAGAAGAUUAUAACUCCUGAAGUUAUGGAGGUCGAGGACUUGGAUUCUACAGAGAGAGGUGUGGGAGGGUUCGGAUCUACCGGUGUCUGAACCUCCUACGCAUAUGGGUGGGCGUGUGUUGUAGUUUUCUUUAUCCUUUUCUUGUGGGGUUGGGAGUAGGCUGGUCGGGCGUUGAGAGACGCGUGGGACAAGCUGGUUGAGUAAUCGUGUAGAACAGAUGGUGGGCUAGCCUUUUGCUCUGUAUGGCACUGCAACUUUUGGAUACUAGUAGUAAAGCACAAACACGGUGGGCUAGUCGCUAGACUGUUGCCCUAUGGGCUCUACUAUCUUGGCAAAACUAAUGGAAGUAGACAAUUAUUACUGUAGUUCAGUGGUUUAUAUUUUGCAUGAUUUGAACAUAAUGCAGGUGGUCUAAAUUCUAAUG
Vitis riparia (riverbank grape) is the source of this 1270-nucleotide messenger RNA. Its product is annotated as deoxyuridine 5'-triphosphate nucleotidohydrolase-like. NCBI's taxonomy places the organism in Eukaryota, Viridiplantae, Streptophyta, Magnoliopsida, Vitales, Vitaceae. The transcript is spliced from 3 exons. Gene Ontology annotation, biological process: dUMP biosynthetic process; dUTP catabolic process. The record is from RefSeq and is a predicted model, not a curated record. The coding region runs from base 208 to 936 and encodes 242 amino acids. Gene Ontology annotation, molecular function: magnesium ion binding; dUTP diphosphatase activity.